Molecule: messenger RNA, 1013 nt
Organism: Harpegnathos saltator (Jerdon's jumping ant)
Lineage: Eukaryota; Metazoa; Arthropoda; Insecta; Hymenoptera; Formicidae
Product: probable phospholipid hydroperoxide glutathione peroxidase
Exons: 2
Coding region: 203-760 (185 amino acids)
Biological process (GO): response to oxidative stress
Molecular function (GO): peroxidase activity
Source: RefSeq, a predicted model, not a curated record
GCCGAAUCUCCGGCUCGGAUGUUAUUGGGAGGUAAUAACUCAAAUUACGUGUCUACCGCGCGUAAUUUCGUCUUAUUUGUACGAUCGUGACGCCGUUCUAUUUAGCGAUAAACGUGCUUUACGGUAACAAUAUAUCACGUAGCCGCACCUGAGCAGCCUCAGUACGCGCUUGGCUACCUUCGGAGUUGCUGCUUCCUGCAGAAUGUUGCGAAUUACGUCGUUAUUCCUGCUUUUCGCCGUCUUCUCAAAGAUCGUCAAGUCAGAGACGUUUGACCAGAACAGCGAUUAUCAAUCAGCUACUUCGAUAUACGACUUCCACGCAAAUGACAUCAAGGGUCAGGAUGUACCCCUGGAGAAAUAUCGCGGCAAUGUGCUCAUCAUCGUCAACGUCGCCAGCCACUGCGGCUACACGGACAUAAAUUACAAUCAGCUGCAGCAGCUCUACGACAAGUACAUGACGAAAGGUUUGCGAAUCCUCGCGUUUCCAAGCAACCAAUUCGCUAACCAAGAACCGGGCACGAACGAGGAGAUCUUAAAUUUCGUGCAGCGAUAUAACGUCACCUUCGACAUGUUCGAGAAGAUCGACGUGAACGGAGAGAAUGCCCAUCCAUUGUGGAAAUGGCUGGAGGAGCAAAAAGAUGGCAAAAUCAAAUGGAACUUUACCAAGUUUAUUGUGGACAGAAAGGGCCAAGUGGUGAGCAGAUUUGAGCCGCAUACAGAACCGUUGGAUAUGGAAGACACUCUGAAGAAGUACCUUUAAAGUUUGGUAUGGUUCUCCUCUCUUGUGCGCUUCUUCUUUUCACACCUAAUAUUUUCAAAGGUACACAAGCGUACCUCCAUCGCCAGUAACUCCGUCUUUCCUCAUUUACUAAGAAGGCACUUGGUACAAACGCACACAAUUAUGUAAACCUCUCUCUAAGGAGAUUCGUGGAAAUGUUUUCCCGCCACUUUAUAUCGUUAAACGAUGUUUCAUUGUACUCGAGGAGAAUGCAAAUAAAGUUAUUUUACGAGUA